Molecule: messenger RNA, 2150 nt
Organism: Ceutorhynchus assimilis (cabbage seed weevil)
Lineage: Eukaryota; Metazoa; Arthropoda; Insecta; Coleoptera; Curculionidae
Source: the annotation of a GenBank genome assembly
GAACAAUAAAUAACAUUAUCUUAUCGCACAAAACGCACAUUAUUUGGUUUCAUCAAUAUAAUAUAGCAGUGCAAAAAAUGUUGCUAAUAAUAAUUGUUGCUGGUUUGUUAACAUUUUACUAUUUGCUUGGGCGUCCUUUGAACUAUUGGAAAAAUCGCGGAGUGAAACAAGGAAAACCAUGGAUUUUGUUUGGUGACAGUUUAGGCAUAAUACUCAGGAAAAUGAGUAUUGCUGAAGCUGUAACUUCCGUAUACGAUUUAAUACCUCCUAAUACACGCUAUUAUGGAAUUUACCAGUUUAUGAAACCAAAAUUGGUUGUAAGGGAUCCGGAUUUGAUAAGAAGAAUUACCGUGAAGGAUUUUGAUCAUUUCGUUGAUCACGUCGCUAUGGCUGAUCCUAAAGCCGAUCCUUUGUUUGCCAAAAAUUUGCUGGGUCUUAAAGGUGAAGAAUGGAGAAAAAUGAGAUCAACAUUAACAGGCUCAUUUACCAGCAGCAAAAUGAAAAUCAUGUUCAAUUUGGUAACUGAAGCUGCUGAGGAUUUCGUCAAUUAUUUUGAAAAGCAACAAAAAAACAAUAAGAUUUUGGAUAUCGAGAUGAAAGAUGCAUUUACACGAUUUACAAUUGAUGUAAUUGCCUCAACAUCUUUUGGAGUCAAAGUGGAUUCCCUAAACGAGCCGGAUAAUGAAUUUUUCAAAAUGGGCAAAGAAAUUUCUCAGUUGAGUUUCAAAACUGUUUUGAAAAUGUUACUCUUUCAAGCAUCACCGAAAAUUUACCGAUUUUUCAAUUUGUCAACAUUUCGCAAAGAAGUCUAUGAAUUUUUCGGCAAUUUAAUCAAUGAAACUAUAACAACUCGUGAAGCUAAAGGUAUUCAUAGACCUGACAUGCUUCAAAUUCUAAUGGAAGCCAAAAAGGGCAUAGACAAAGAAGAACCCAACACCAACAUGAAUACUGAUAUAGGCUUUACAGCUACCACAGAAUACAUACCCAAAGCAGAAGCCCUCAAAAUCACCAACGAAGACAUCAUAGCCCAAGCGGUCAUAUUUUUCUUUGCAGGAUUUGAUUCAGUAUCCUCCCUAAUGACAUUUACUGCAUACGAAUUGGCUGUCAAUCAACAAGUACAAGACAAACUGAGACAAGAAAUUUUAGCCACAAAUCAAGUAACUUUUGAAGUUAUAGCCAAUAUGCCAUACAUGGACAUGGUUAUAAGUGAGGCUUUACGUAAAUGGCCCCCAUUUGUUGUAGUGGGCCGAGAAUGCACCAAAACUUACAUUAUCAAACCAAAAUUGGUUUCUGAAGCUGAAUUAAUAGUGCCUAAAGGCAUGGCAAUUCAAAUUCCUACUUACGCAAUUCACCAUGACCCAAAAUACUAUCCGGAACCUGAACAAUUCAUUCCGGAAAGAUUCAGUGCAGAAAAUCGUAAUAAAUUGACUCCGUAUACGUUUUUGGGUUUCGGCCAGGGGCCUAGGAGCUGUAUAGGGUCCAGGUUUGCUUUGCUAGAGUUGAAAAUUGUGUUUUUUUGUUUACUUAAAAGAUUGAGGCUGGUGGUUAACGAAAAAACUCAAGUACCGGUCAAAUUGAAACGCGGAAUGGGAAUUAAUAUUCGACCUGAAGAUGGAUUGUGGUUGGGGCUGGAAAAGUUAAAUUAGGAUCUUGAAUUAAUAUAAAUUUUAAAGUAAUGUUUUGUUUUUUGCUUUAGAUGAUGAUGCAGGUAAAUUUUAGAAAUUCUGGAAGAAAAGCGACCUUCUCAUAAGACUUUUUUGAACAAAUAUUUAAAAAACCCCUGCUACAUAAGCAACAGGGGGUCAUUGAGAUCAUCGGAUAUUUUUUAAAAGAUUAUUAUUUUGAGUUUAUUGAUAAAUUUUUCCAGAAAAUUGUUCACCAAUCAAUCUAAAUCAGCCAAAACCCCAUUGAAUCCAUUUGUAAAAAUACCGCAACCUGCUCAAUUCUAUCUCCAAUUAGAAUUUAUCGCUUUUGCUUACCUGUUCUGUUUUUCAAAUCCUCACCAUUGAUGGAGAGGCCAGGCUUUUCCGCCCUAUUUUCCUUUUUCCCAGUAAAAGAACAAACAAGCGACAUUAGGUUGGCUUCUUUUUUUUGAUCCUACAAAGGUAAUUGAAAUCACUUUAUUAAUCAUUUCCAAGACAAAUAAAAAU